AUGGAUGAUCUAUUCCAAAUAAAUGAACUAGUGAAUCAGAAAUAGAAGUAGAAAAUUUGUGAAUUUAGGAUUAAAGAACAUUAGAACAUAAACUAGGAGAUAAAUCUUAAAUGGGGAGUAAUAAAUGCUUCUAUUUUUAUUAGCAAAAAGUUGUAAUCUUUUUAGAAAGUUUUAAUGAUAUGAUUUUCAUGACUAUUGUAACUGUAUAUGCAUUAUUUAGAGAUGAUUUAAGAGUAUUAUUUGGCGCCAUCAUACAAAAGGUAUAUUAUAUUAGAUAAAUUUUGAAUAAUAAAAGCAAUUUAUUUGAACAUAUUUUUUAUAGAGGUUGUUUUUCUGCUUUUAUUUGUAAAGUAUAUAAAUUAGUAGGAAUAUAGUGAAGGAGCACCAUUGAGUGCAUUGUUAUUAGAAAGGUUAUUUUAAGUAUUAUUUUUGUAGUGCAGGAAGUAAGAUUGGUGAGAUUGUAAAAAUUACAUAAACAAGCAAUUUAGUUUUUGGAAAAAUAGCAGAAAAAUUAUUAGCAUAAGAAAUGA
This is a messenger RNA of Paramecium sonneborni, 530 nucleotides long. NCBI's taxonomy places the organism in Eukaryota, Ciliophora, Oligohymenophorea, Peniculida, Parameciidae. The record is from the annotation of a GenBank genome assembly.